AUGGUCUCUAGAACAUCAUCAAACGACAAUUCUUCUUCCAACAACAUCACUGAUGAGAAAAUUCCAACAAAAACCGAAUGGGUCCGAUCUCAGCCCAUUGAUAUUACCAAACGAUUACCUAAUUUUGAUAUUGAUACAUGCAAUGUGAUGAGUGGAACCCGACGAAGAAAGAAUUUGGAUUAUCAUGUCUCAAAUUUAACUGGAAUGCAAGUUACUGUGAAACGAUCCUCAAACAAUACUUUUGAAAAGAGAUCAUCCACGCCCUCUUCGAAAAUCACAAAAUCAAGAAAGAUGAACAAAUGA
Naegleria fowleri is the source of this 303-nucleotide messenger RNA. RefSeq lists its product as uncharacterized. The transcript has a single exon. The record is from RefSeq and is a predicted model, not a curated record. The coding region runs from base 1 to 303 and encodes 100 amino acids. Lineage: Eukaryota; Heterolobosea; Eutetramitea; Acrasida; Naegleriidae.